This is a messenger RNA of Gastrolobium bilobum, 1083 nucleotides long. Its product is annotated as auxin efflux carrier component 8-like. Gene Ontology annotation, biological process: auxin export across the plasma membrane; auxin polar transport. Bases 1 to 1083 code for a protein of 360 amino acids. NCBI's taxonomy places the organism in Eukaryota, Viridiplantae, Streptophyta, Magnoliopsida, Fabales, Fabaceae. Gene Ontology annotation, molecular function: auxin efflux transmembrane transporter activity. Gene Ontology annotation, cellular component: plasma membrane; endoplasmic reticulum. The transcript is spliced from 6 exons. The record is from RefSeq and is a predicted model, not a curated record.
AUGAUUUCCUUAACUGAUGUUUAUCAUGUUGUGACAGCCACUGUCCCAUUGUAUGUGACCAUGAUACUAGCUUACAUCUCUGUUAAAUGGUGGAAGCUCUUCACACCAGAUCAAUGUGCAGGCAUAAAUAAAUUUGUGGCCAAUUUCUCAGUUCCACUGUUGUCAUUUCAAAUGAUUUCUUCCAACAACAUCUAUAAAAUGAGCCUGAAACUCAUAUAUGCAGACUUUUUUCAGAAAUUGCUUGCAUUUCUAGCCUUGACAGCAAUCAUUAAGAUCAGUGCCAAAGGAGGUUUAAAGUGGAUCAUAACUGGUCUCUCAUUAUCAACACUUCCUAACACUUUGAUCCUUGGAAUUCCACUCAUGAGGGCUAUGUAUAAGGAUGAAGCUGAUGUUCUCCUUCCCCAGGUUAUUUUCUUGCAAAGCAUGAUCUGGUACAAUUUGCUGUUAUUUCUUCAUGAACUUGAUGCUGCAAUUCCUGCAAGGACCAUGCCUGCUGCACCACCAUCACAAGGCACAGGAGAAAUGGAGACUUCUCAGGAAGUACAAUCAAAAGAAGAAGAGGAAGAAGCAGAACAUAGAUUGGAGAGGAAAAUGAGGAUUUUGCUCAUUCUCAUGACAGUGGGAAAGAAGUUAAUCAGAAAUCCUAAUACCUAUGCAACUUUCAUAGGUCUUAUUUGGGCAUGCAUACACUUCAGGUGGGGAGUGCAUAUGCCAGAAGUUGUUAAUCAGUCAAUAUCAAUAUUGUCCAAUGGAGGUCUAGGUAUGGCAAUGUUCAGCUUAGGUCUAUUUAUGGCAUCAAACUCUAGCAUUAUAUCAUGUGGACCAAGGAUGACAAUGAUGGCAAUAGCACUGAAAUUUCUUAUUGGACCUGCCCUAAUGGCUGUAGCCUCCAUUGUGAUUGGAUUAAGAGAUACAAUGCUCAAAGUGGCAAUUGUUCAGGCAGCUCUACCCCAAGGAAUUGUUCCUUUUGUUUUUGCAAGAGAGUAUAAUGUUCACCCAGCCAUUUUAAGCACUGGGGUCUUACUAGGAAUGCUCAUUGCCUUGCCAGUGGCAUUGACCUACUAUAUCCUCUUGGCACUCUGA